Sporothrix brasiliensis 5110 is the source of this 777-nucleotide messenger RNA. Its product is annotated as 2-deoxy-D-gluconate 3-dehydrogenase. Bases 1 to 777 code for a protein of 258 amino acids. Lineage: Eukaryota; Fungi; Ascomycota; Sordariomycetes; Ophiostomatales; Ophiostomataceae. The transcript has 2 exons. The record is from RefSeq and is a predicted model, not a curated record. Gene Ontology annotation, molecular function: oxidoreductase activity, acting on the CH-OH group of donors, NAD or NADP as acceptor.
AUGGAUUUGUUUUCGCUCGCUGGCAAGACGGCCCUCGUCACAGGCGGCACACGGGGCAUUGGCCAGGCGAUGGCCGUCGCUCUGGCGGAAGCUGGCGCCGACAUCCUUUUGGCAUUGCGCUCUGGCGCCGAUACGGCGACCAAGACACAGGUCGAGGCCCUCGGCCGGAAGUGCACGCUCUACAACGUCGAUAUUUCGUCGCGCGAGUCCGUCGCUGCCCUUGUGCCGGCGGUCCUCAAGGACGGACACCGAAUCGAUGUUCUCGUCAACUGUGCUGGCAUUCAGCGUCGCCACCCGGCCCACCAGUUCCCCAUCAACGACUGGGACGAGGUGCUCCAAGUCAACCUGGGCUCCGUCUUUGAGCUGUGCCGCGACGUCGGCGCACACAUGCUGGAGCAGCCCUUUUACGAUGGCACGACCCGGCGAGGAACCAUCAUCAACGUGGCCUCGCUCCUGAGCUUCCAGGGCGGCAUCACGGUGCCGGCGUACGCAGCCAGCAAGGGCGGCGUGGCGCAGCUGACCAAGGCGCUGAGCAACGAGUGGGCGGGCAAGGGCGUGACGGUGAACGCGAUUGCGCCCGGCUACAUUGCCACGGACAUGAACUCGGCGCUGAUUAGUGACGAGUCGCGGGCGGCAAGCAUUCUGGCGCGGAUCCCGGCGGGGCGGUGGGGUCUGCCGGAGGACUUUAAGGGGGCCGUGAUCUUUUUGGCCAGUCGGGCGAGUGCUUAUGUCAGCGGCGAGAUUCUGACGGUGGACGGCGGCUGGAUGGGCCGGUAA